This is a messenger RNA of Daucus carota subsp. sativus, 1985 nucleotides long. RefSeq names its product BTB/POZ domain-containing protein At3g22104. The record is from RefSeq and is a predicted model, not a curated record. The coding region runs from base 26 to 1651 and encodes 541 amino acids. The transcript has 3 exons. Lineage: Eukaryota; Viridiplantae; Streptophyta; Magnoliopsida; Apiales; Apiaceae.
UAGUUGAGGUGUUCUUUAUUUGGGUAUGGAUGUCUUUUGUGACCUUGAAGUUGAUGUUAAUGGAGAAGAAGUUUUCAUGGUUGAUAAGAACAUCAUAUCAUGUUAUUCAGGAAGAAUCAAAAGGCUACUUGGUAAAUCAAAAGGUGGGACAGGAAACCUGAAGGUGAUAUUCCAUGAUUUCCCAGGAGGAGGAGAGGGCUUUGAGCUUACAACAAGGUUCUGUUAUAGUAAAGGAAAGAUCGAAAUAAAUCCUUUGAAUGUUUCUCUUUUACAUUGUAUUGCAAUUUUCAUGGAAAUGAGUGAAUCUUUUUCUGGAGUUCAAAAUUUGUUUGAGCAAACCGAUAAAUCAUUUGAAGAUAUCAAGUACUGGACAUGGUCUGAACUUUUGGCAGCCUUAAAGCAAUGUAAAGAACUGUUACCUGCUGUGACUUCUUCGGGACUUCUACAUAGAUGUGUUGACUCUCUAGUUGGAAGGCUUGCAUUAGCCGGUGAAGCAAGCCCCUGUCCAUCUACAUCUUCCCCUGAUAGUUCUGGACUGCGAUUAUCCACCGACACUAGAAGCACUGAAAGCUUAAGAAACAACUUUCGUGCAACAUGGUGGUUCGAAGAUCUUGUAUCAUUGAACCCACCCUUGGUUAAAAUGUUAACCAAGUCAAUGGUUUGGCGAAAAUUUGAUCAUGGAGUCAUUGUGAGGUUUCUCUUAUAUUAUCAAAAAUCUAGAUUUGUUACUGCCGGUGUAGAUGAUAAGUGCAAAAUCAUAGAGACAGUUGUUGAGAUGCUCUAUUCUUUGGAUCACAGUGCUGUUUCAUGCAAGAGUUUAUUUGGGAUUCUUCGAGUUGCUCUUAAUCUAAACAUUAAGAAAUGCUGCAGGACUAUCCUGGAAAAUAUGAUUGGUUUGCAAUUGGAUCAAGCAACACUAGACAAUCUGCUUGUUCCAUCUCCAGUAGCGAUGGAUCAUAUAUAUGAUGUUAAUCUUGUAUUGAGGUUUACAAGAUCAUUUCUAGGGACGGGAUUUUGUCGUGUCCCCCUGAUUCGAGUGCAGAAAGUAGCUAAUCUAAUGGAUUCAUAUAUAGCUGAGGUAUCACCUGAUCCUUCUCUUAAACCAUCGAAAUUUUGCAGCCUCGUCAGAGCUAUACCUGAUUUAGCAAGGGAAUCUUUUGAUGGUAUCUACCAUGCCAUGGACAUGUAUCUAGAGUCUCAUGCAGAAUUAUCUAUAGAGGAGAAGAAGAGAAUCUGUUGUAUGCUGAAUUAUGAGAAGCUUUCAGCAGAAUGUUGCAAGCACCUUGCUCACAACUCCAAUUUCCCCUCGAGUGCUUCUGUUGAAGCCCUUGCCUCCCAUCAGAAGAAGUUUAAAAGCUUGCUUGAAGACACAAAUCAACCAAAGCCCUCCAUUGAUUCUCCGUACAGUUCUGUGGCAACUGAAAAUAAGGGUAAGACAGAAGAGUCAUGUGAACAAAUUGUUCUUUAUGCCGGGAGGCUUGAUAUUUCAGACGAAAAUGAGAAGCUGAGAGCAAAUCUACAAGGUAUGCAAUGCAGGGUUCUGGAAUUGGAAAAAGUAUGCAAGAAAAUGCAAAACCAGAUGGCUAAGAUGUUAAAAUCAAGGUUAUCAGGCCAAAGUAACGCUAGAUCCUUACCAAGGCUAUGUUCAUGAUGAUAAGAGACAACGUGCAUAAGCAUAAUUACAGAACCUCGUCGUUCCCUUGCAUAUUGAUGUACAUAGAAGGAAACACAGGUUGUUUUUUAUUUCAAUUAGUGAACUUUCACUUUCUUGUUUUUCCUUUAUCUUCAGGUUCAGUAAAGGAGAACAGAGAGCAAUUAGUCCUGUAGAAAUGUGGUUUAGACAAUAUUAAUAAUUUUAAAGAAAGAGACUGAAGUUACUAGUUACUACACAGAAUCAUCCUCUGUUCCUUGCAAGUUUCAGUAAUGUAUAUUGUCUCAUACCAUAGUUUGCAAGUCGGAGUAAUGUGCUAUGUUUGCUCUCUUUA